UUACAGUGCGAGGAGUGCAAGUACUCGUAUUCCAUGUGUUAAAAAAUGAUUGACGAUGCUUGGGAACGAAGAACAGAGUGAAUGUAAAGAUUUUUGGUCAGGCCUCGCUUUUGUCGAGAGGAAAAUCCGAAUGAAUCAUGAGUAGUGCUAAGAAAAUUACUCUAUCGAUCAGUCUUUCUGCUGCGAUAAUCGARUGGCUCGAUGCAUCGGCCAAAUCGCAAUCACUGCCGAGCCAAUCGAAGGUAAUACGAUGUUGCAUCAACUGCGUUGCACUUGGCGAUGUGAAAAUGACGACAGACGGAAAUGUUUCUCCUUCUGUGUGUCCUUCUGAAUACCGAACACUAAAUAUCGAAGUCGCGCCCCAACAAAUUGAUUGGAUCGACAGUGUUGUUUCAAAAAUCGAGGGAUCCAGUCAAAGCGAGAUAAUCCAGUCCGUGCUAACGUCUUGCAUGAACGCAGACAAGGAUGUGGUCUUCGGGGUCGUACGAUGUAAAAGCAAAGUGACCGCCUGCGAGGGUGCACAAGCUGUCAUCGAUUCGUUAUCAAAACAAUAUGGAAAAGAUAAUGUCGAGAUAAAGGAGGAGAUCAGCCUAUUGUGAUAGUUUACAAAAUUGAUAUCACCGCAAGGAUAUAGUGUUUCGACAAUUCAUUCAAGGAAUAAAACAGAGCGAAAGUGCAAACCUGACAGUGUUGGUCCUGCCUACUUCAUUUGCUUUGAAAAUACGGAAACGAAGUGAUUGCUACUGUCACUAGCUAACUUAAUUCAAGAAUGCUAUCAGAGAUAAAGCUCACUUUACUCCAAUCAUUCAUGGUAUAAGUAGCUAGUAAUAGUAGGGAGGACCAAAAAAAUUUUAGUUUCAGUGUUUCUCUAUGAGAAGGAGACCCAAAAGGAGCCGUACAAUAACGCUUGUCACCAGGCUCAUUGUCACCUCACUCCACUUGUCUAUUUGAUUGACAGGAUGGAGGACUGGGAAGUAAGUGCAACUCUAAAGCAGCUUCCUUCCAGGCUGGCGUCAAAGCAGGGAUGACACUGGUAGUAUUACUUCUUGCAGGUAUGCGGCCUCAUUACUAGUAGAUCUAGGACACUUGGUUUUGCUCUAGAAUGUGUCACAAGUAGAUGCUUGUUGCAAGAAGGCACCAACUUUCACACCCGUUUGAAAUUCAAUCAGCCUCUCUAUUUGAUUUUGCUCUCAGGUGUUAGGGAGUGCUUGUAGUAUUAAGAGCA
Molecule: messenger RNA, 1225 nt
Organism: Pseudo-nitzschia multistriata
Lineage: Eukaryota; Bacillariophyta; Bacillariophyceae; Bacillariales; Bacillariaceae
Source: the annotation of a GenBank genome assembly